AUGUUGAGAAAAAUUUGGGAAUAUUAUAAGGAAGUUUGGGGACUUUUAAAGGGAAUUUGGAAAAAUUGUUUAGAGUGGGCUCUAGUUUUGGCUUCACCAGAGGUAAAAAUUCACAUGGACUCAGAAACUAUGGAACCUUUAGAUGUAGAAGUAAAAAAACUAUUUGAAACUAAUUCGAUGGUGGAAGAAUUUAUGUUAUUAGCUAAUAUAAGCGUAGCAGAAAAAAUACUGGAAGAUUUUCCUGAAUGCGCUAUGCUUAGAAGGCAUCCUACUCCGCCAAGCGCCAAUUUUGACCCACUGAUUAAAGCUGGUAAACAUCUUGGAUUUGAAAUUAACAUCGAUUCAGGUAAAAAUUUGGCCAAAUCUCUAGAUGAAGCAGUAAAACCCGAAAAUCCCUAUUUAAAUACUAUGUUAAGAAUACUCGCGACUCGUUGUAUGAUGCAGGCCGUUUAUUUCGCCAGUGGUACAUUACAAAAAGACGAAUUCUUCCAUUAUGGUCUUGCUGUACCUCUUUAUACUCAUUUUACCUCACCUAUCAGGAGAUAUGCUGACAUUAUUGUACACAGAUUAUUGGCAGUCACUUGUGGUUCAGAUUGCACAUAUCCGGAUCUAUUGGAUAAACAAAAAAGCACCGAACUAUGCCAAAAUUUAAAUUACAGGAACAGAAUGGCCCAGUACGCUGGAAGAGCAUCGGUUGCAUUUAAUACACAUUUGUUCUUCAAAGGCAAAUUGCAAGUUGAAGAGGGAUACAUUCUUUAUGUUAGAAAAAAUGCUCUGCAAAUUCUUAUUCCAAAAUAUGGUUUGGAAUGUACUUUAUUUUUGGCCAAAAAGGGAGAAAGUUCAAAUAUUUUUGAAUACAAUGAAGAGGCACAAAAUCAGAAAGCUGGAGAUAUCAUCUUACAUGCAUUUGAUCCAGUCAAAGUACGAUUAAGUCUGGACUCAAACAAUAUUCAGCAUGAAAAGUUUGUAUUGCAAUUGGUUUCACCCUAUAUUGAAGGAUUUAGUGUUCCCCUUCUUGAGGAAUCAGACACAGAAAAUAAUACAAGCAAAGUUAAAAAAAGAAAGUCUGGAGAUGAUUUGAACAAAAAACGUAAAAAAAAAUAA
Messenger RNA from Psylliodes chrysocephalus, 1104 nucleotides. Lineage: Eukaryota; Metazoa; Arthropoda; Insecta; Coleoptera; Chrysomelidae. The record is from the annotation of a GenBank genome assembly.